AUGAACCAUGUAUGGCAUCAAGCCCGGUACGCUCGUUGGCAAUUAAUGGCUGAUGAAAUUUUCAAAGAACUAGGUUUUUUACCUGUUAAGAAUGUAAUCACUCCAAUUGUCACUGAGAAAAUCGCAAAUAUGAUGGGCGUGUUAUGUGCAUUCGUUAUUAGUUCUUUAUUGCAUGAAUACCUUAUAAUUGGACAAUUUGAUCUUGGGCAAGGUGAACACGCCUUUUUCUUUAUGAACCACGGUGUAAUAUUCAUCUUGUGGGAGGCUGUUUUUGGUCGUGAAAAUAAAAAUGAGAUUCGAAAAUUAAAAAGUUCUUAA
Molecule: messenger RNA, 318 nt
Organism: Funneliformis geosporum
Lineage: Eukaryota; Fungi; Glomeromycota; Glomeromycetes; Glomerales; Glomeraceae
Source: the annotation of a GenBank genome assembly